AUGCUUCUCCAGCCCACCAUCCCAAAACCUCCUCCAAAUUAUCCCAAACAGAAUCACUGCAAUGUUAACGCUUCAAAUGCGCUGUCAUUCUCAUCCGGGCUCCUUCAAAAUUCGACCUUUUUUCUGAAAAAAUCCAUCUUAUACACCGGCUAUAAAACCCAUGAGGAAAACGCAGUAUUUGUUACUUGUUCAUCGACACCGCGGGUUAACAGCCGCGGAACAGUUGACUACGAGAGGAGGCCCUUGCUGAAUGGGGGGGAUAUUUACAAGAAAUUAUUUAUGCUGAAAAACUCGGAUUCUGGGGCUGCUGCAGUGUUGAGUCGGAUUGAAAAUGAGGGGAAUAAAAUAACAAAAUGGGAGCUUUCCAAAGCUGUGAAGGAGCUCAGGAAGUUAAAGCGGUUCAAACUCGCGCUUGAGCUUCUUAUUGAAGUCCUUGCUAAGCGUGGGUAUGAUGAGCUAGGUUGGAACUGA
This is a messenger RNA of Striga asiatica, 471 nucleotides long. Lineage: Eukaryota; Viridiplantae; Streptophyta; Magnoliopsida; Lamiales; Orobanchaceae. The record is from the annotation of a GenBank genome assembly.